CGGAUAAAUAAACCGGGCUGUUAACAUCACAAGCGGGGAAUCUUCGUCGUCUCGAAGCGUAUAAACAAACUGUAUUAGCGUAGCGUAGCGUAGCUUCAGAUCUGGCAAUUUCUUUAGUGGGAAGAACAGCCAUGGCUAUCGAGUUUCGGAGAUCCGCGAUCGCCUUCACUCUCCUCCUCUUCAUUCACGUCGCUCACUCUUUCUACCUCCCAGGCGUCGCUCCUCAGGAUUUCGAAAAGGGUGAUGAGCUGAAGGUUAAAGUGAAUAAACUAACCUCCAUCAAGACUCAGCUUCCUUACUCGUAUUACUCUCUUCCCUUUUGCCAACCCAAGAAGAUUGUGGAUAGUACUGAGAAUCUUGGAGAAGUGCUUCGUGGUGACCGCAUUGAAAAUGCCCCUUAUUCGUUUAAAAUGCGGGAGGCGAAGAUGUGCAACGUUCUCUGCCGGGUCACUCUUGAUUCUAAGACAGCCAAAGCGUUCAAAGAAAAGAUCGAUGAUGAGUACCGUGUCAACAUGAUCCUCGACAACCUUCCUCUUGUGGUUCCGAUUGAAAGAGGGGAUCAGGGCUCUCCACCUGUUGUUUAUCAGCUUGGCUAUCACGUUGGUCUUAAAGGCCAAUAUGAAGGGAGCAAAGAGCAAAAGUACUUUAUGCACAAUCACUUGGCGUUUACGGUUCGAUAUCACUUAGAUAUGCAAACUGAUUCCGCAAGGAUUGUGGGAUUUGAGGUCAAACCUUACAGUGUUAAGCAUGAAUACGAUGGAGAGUGGAGUGAGAAGGCCCGUCUGACGACGUGUGAUCCUCACAAAAAACGCCUGGUUGUUAGCUCGUCCACCCCUCAAGAAGUUGAACCGAAGAAGGAGAUCAUCUUCACUUAUGAUGUUGAAUUCGAGGAGAGUGAAGUGAAGUGGGCAUCUAGAUGGGACGCUUAUCUUCUAAUGAGCGACAACCAAAUCCACUGGUUCUCCAUUGUCAACUCUCUGAUGAUCGUCCUGUUCCUGUCUGGUAUGGUGGCGAUGAUAAUGCUGAGGACACUUUACCGCGACAUUUCGCGGUACAACGAGCUCGAGACUCAAGAAGAAGCUCAAGAAGAGACGGGAUGGAAGCUUGUCCACGGCGAUGUUUUCAGACUCCCCGCCAAUUCGGAUCUCCUCUGCGUCUACGUUGGCACAGGGGUCCAGUGUUUAGGCAUGGUGUUCGUCACGAUGAUCUUCGCGAUGCUCGGGUUUCUCUCCCCGUCGAACCGUGGUGGUCUCAUGACGGCCAUGCUUCUCCUCUGGGUCUUCAUGGGACUCUUCGCUGGCUACGCUGCUUCGCGUCUCUACAAAAUGUUCAAAGGAACUGAGUGGAAGAGAAUCGCCUUCAGAACAGCUUUCUUGUUCCCUGCGGUUGUCUCAUCCAUCUUCUUUGUCCUGAACGCUCUCAUCUGGGGACAGAAGUCAUCCGGGGCCGUCCCCUUCGGAACAAUGUUCGCCUUGAUCUUCCUUUGGUUCGGCAUCUCGGUCCCUCUCGUCUUUGUCGGAGCCUACCUCGGUUUCAAGAAACCACCGGUUGACGACCCGGUGAAAACCAACAAGAUCCCAAGGCAAAUCCCGGAGCAAGCUUGGUACAUGAACCCGAUCUUCUCAAUCCUCAUCGGAGGAAUCUUACCGUUCGGUGCAGUCUUCAUCGAGCUCUUCUUCAUCCUCACAUCCAUCUGGCUCAACCAGUUCUACUACAUCUUCGGGUUCCUCUUCCUCGUCUUUGUAAUCCUCAUCGUCACUUGCGCCGAGAUAACGGUAGUGCUCUGCUACUUCCAGCUCUGCAGUGAGGACUACCUUUGGUGGUGGAGAUCUUACCUCACCUCAGGCUCAUCAGCUCUGUAUCUCUUCCUCUACGCCACGUUCUACUUCUUCACAAAGCUUCAGAUCACCAAGCUGGUCUCGGCGAUGCUUUACUUUGGGUACAUGCUCAUCGCGUCUUACGCGUUCUUUGUGCUCACAGGAACAAUUGGGUUCUACGCUUGUCUCUGGUUCACAAGGCUCAUCUAUUCCUCUGUUAAGAUCGAUUAGAGGAAGAAGAAAGGUGAUUAUAGUUUAUCUUCUUUUAAUUAAAUGGUUUUGUUGCAAAAAAAGAGAGUUUUUAAUAUAUCUGAACGUUAUAAUAGUGUAUUUUGUUUGAUUUGUUAACACACAUUUGUCAGUUCAUUUCAUUCCUAUGUGCGAGUUAUAUUUAUUAAACGUUUUAUUAUGAAAGAAACGAAUUUUAAAACG
Messenger RNA from Brassica napus (rape), 2249 nucleotides. RefSeq names its product transmembrane 9 superfamily member 8. Gene Ontology annotation, cellular component: membrane. Gene Ontology annotation, biological process: protein localization to membrane. Bases 132 to 2048 code for a protein of 638 amino acids. The record is from RefSeq and is a predicted model, not a curated record. The transcript is spliced from 7 exons. NCBI's taxonomy places the organism in Eukaryota, Viridiplantae, Streptophyta, Magnoliopsida, Brassicales, Brassicaceae.